Molecule: messenger RNA, 1659 nt
Organism: Penicillium diatomitis
Lineage: Eukaryota; Fungi; Ascomycota; Eurotiomycetes; Eurotiales; Aspergillaceae
Product: cytochrome P450
Exons: 3
Coding region: 1-1659 (552 amino acids)
Molecular function (GO): monooxygenase activity; oxidoreductase activity, acting on paired donors, with incorporation or reduction of molecular oxygen; heme binding
Source: RefSeq, a predicted model, not a curated record
AUGGUUGUCAAGGAAUUUUAUCUGCUGGGCGAGCCCGUCUCAACAGCCCGAAAUGUCGAGCUUGAUGACAAGCUUGACUUUGAAGGCCUACAACAUUGGAUUGCGGGCCAAUUCGCCAUUGUUGAGCCUAACGGCAUUGGAUUCCAAUCAUCUUCCUCCGACCUCCCCAGCGUUAGCGAUGUCUACUCUGCCACAGAACCCAUCGCCAUCUCCAUAGAUGGCAAGGCUGUGCGAGAGGUCCCCGGACCCCAGGGUCUGCCCUUUGUUGGCAACUACUUUGAGGUCUACCCUGAUCACUUGGGUAACCACCAGCGUCUCUUCGAUCAAUAUGGCCCGAUCUUCCAGACCACAAAUAUGGGCCGCACUAUAUAUCACACCAACGACCCCCAACUCAGCGCCAUUGUCUUUGCCGAGUCCGACUUUUUCACCAAAAAGAUCAUCGAAGCUCAUCCUCUCUACCCGAUCAAGAACCAGGAGGCUGGCGUCUUUCUCGGUGACACCGAUACUCCCGAAUGGCGGACUGUACACAAGUUCCUGCCCCCGGCUUUGGGUCCCAAGGCCGUGCGUCACUAUGCGCCGACGAUGCAAGCUACCGUUGAAGAUGCAUUCAACGUCUUCGAUCAACUCGACGAGGCAGGUGAGGCGUGGAACGUCUACCAAUACAUGUUGAAGCUUGGUUCUCAGGCCGUGGGUAAAUUGGUGCUGGGCAUUGACUUCAAGCACUUCACGAGUCCGGAUGCGCCUCCUCACGAGCUGGUUUACCGUAUUGCUGAGUCUCUGACGCUCAACAAGAAGGUUUCUGCGCGCGGUGACUGGUAUGCUAAGCUACCGUUUGGCGAUCCUAAGAAGCUGCGGGAUGCCAGGUGGCGCAUUAUCGAGAUGGUCAACGAAUCUAUUGCAAACUCGGAGAAGGGAGGCGUUGAGGACCUACCACUACAGGAUGCUGCUUUGAAGGCGUCCAACAUGAUCGACUACGCCAUCCGAGCCACCGACAACAAGGGUGAAAAACUCCCCAAGACCAGUCUCAUGCAGGCUCUCGUCGUCGCCACCGGCGCCGGCUUCACCACCACCAGCUCACUUCUCUCAUGGCUGAUCUACUCGCUCGUCAACUACGACGGCAUGCAAGAGCGUCUUCUCCAAGAACUCAUCGAUAACGACAUCGAUGCCGACACCCUCAUCACCGCCGACAUCACCGACAAACUCACCUUCCUGGACAAGUUCAUCAAAGAAACCCAGCGCCGUCACAACCCAUCCUACCAACCCGCCCGUACCGCCAAGGUCUCCAUGAUUCUCCCCGGCGGCUACAAGCUCCCCGCCGACGCCGUCGUCAUCCCCGCCCUCCACCACGUCCACAAUAACCCUGCUGUCUGGGAUAACCCGGCUCGCUUCGACCCCGACCGCUGGGACACGGAUGCCGUGCGCAAUCGUCACAAGGCGGCUUAUAUCCCCUUCGCGACGGGCCCGCGUAUGUGCAUUGGGUUCAACUUUGCGCUGCAGGAGGUCAAGGUCUUCCUGCCUAAGUUGUUGUACCGGUAUAAGUUCACUCGGGAGAAUGAUGGCCCUGUGGAAUAUGAUCCCAUGUUCCAAUUGAUUCGUCCCAACAACUUGUAUGUGCGAGCUGAGAGGCGGCAGAAGUGGCCUCCCAAGUCGGAGGCUUAA